Ceratotherium simum simum (southern white rhinoceros) is the source of this 4954-nucleotide messenger RNA. The record is from RefSeq and is a predicted model, not a curated record. NCBI's taxonomy places the organism in Eukaryota, Metazoa, Chordata, Mammalia, Perissodactyla, Rhinocerotidae.
GCUAAGGAGCUGCUGGGCGGCGGCAGCGGCAGCUUGCUCAGAGCUGCCGGGCGGGAGCGGCGUAGGCGCAGGGGCACUCUCCAGCGCGAACCUGGACAUGGAGCCGCAGGGCGGGGGCCUGGGGCCCGGCCGCGGGUCCCGGGACAAGAAGAAGGGCCGGAGCCCGGACGAGCUGCCUUCGGCGGGCGGCGACGGCGGCAAAUCCAAGAAAUUUACUCUGAAGCGGCUCAUGGCAGAUGAGCUGGAGAGAUUUACCAGCAUGAGAAUUAAGAAGGAGAAGGAAAAGCCCAAUUCUGCUCAUAGAAAUUCUUCUGCAUCGUAUGGGGAUGAUCCCACAGCACAGUCAUUGCAAGAUGUUUCAGAUGAGCAAGUUCUAGUACUCUUUGAACAGAUGCUGCUGGAUAUGAACCUGAAUGAGGAGAAACAGCAACCUUUGAGGGAGAAGGACAUCAUCAUCAAGAGAGAGAUGGUGUCCCAAUACUUGCACACCUCCAAGGCUGGCAUGAGCCAAAAGGAGAGCUCCAGAUCCGCCAUGAUGUACAUUCAGGAGUUGAGGUCAGGCUUGCGGGAUAUGCCUCUACUCAGCUGCCUGGAGUCCCUUCGUGUCUCUCUCAACAACAACCCUGUCAGUUGGGUGCAAACAUUUGGUGCUGAGGGCCUGGCCUCCUUGUUGGAUAUCCUUAAACGACUUCAUGAUGAGAAAGAAGAGACUGCUGGAAGCUACGAUAGCCGUAACAAGCAUGAGAUCAUUCGCUGCUUGAAAGCUUUUAUGAACAACAAGUUUGGAAUCAAGACCAUGUUGGAGACAGAAGAAGGAAUCCUGCUGCUGGUCAGAGCCAUGGAUCCUGCUGUUCCCAACAUGAUGAUUGAUGCAGCUAAGCUGCUUUCUGCUCUCUGUAUCCUACCACAGCCAGAGGACAUGAAUGAAAGGGUUUUGGAGGCGAUGACAGAAAGAGCUGAGAUGGAUGAAGUGGAACGUUUCCAGCCACUGCUGGAUGGAUUAAAAAGUGGGACCUCCAUUGCACUCAAGGUGGGAUGCCUACAGCUCAUCAAUGCUCUCAUCACACCAGCUGAAGAACUUGACUUCCGAGUUCACAUCCGAAGUGAACUGAUGCGCUUGGGGCUGCAUCAAGUGUUACAGGACCUUCGAGAGAUUGAAAAUGAUGAUAUGAGAGUACAACUAGCUGUGUUUGAUGAACAAGGGGAAGAAGAUUCCUAUGACCUGAAGGGACGGCUGGAUGACAUUCGAAUGGAGAUGGAUGACUUCAGUGAAGUCUUCCAGAUUCUCUUAAACACAGUGAAGGAUUCAAAGGCAGAACCACACUUCCUGUCCAUUCUGCAGCACCUACUCUUGGUCCGUAAUGACUAUGAGGCCAGACCGCAGUAUUAUAAGUUGAUCGAAGAAUGUAUUUCUCAGAUAGUUCUGCAUAAGAAUGGGGCUGAUCCGGACUUCAAGUGCCGGCACCUCCAGAUUGAUAUUGAGGGAUUGAUUGAUCAAAUGAUUGAUAAAACAAAGGUGGAGAUAUCUGAAGCCAAAGCCACAGAGCUGGAAAAGAAGCUGGACUCAGAGUUAACAGCCCGACACGAGCUACAGGUGGAAAUGAAAAAGAUGGAAAGUGACUUCGAGCAGAAGCUUCAGGAUCUUCAGGGUGAAAAGGAUGCAUUGGAUUCUGAAAAGCAACAAAUUGCCACAAAGAAACAGGACCUUGAAGCAGAGGUGUCUCAGCUCACAGGAGAGGUUGCCAAGCUGUCCAAGGAACUGGAAGAUGCCAAGAAAGAAAUGGCUUCUCUUUCCACCGCAGUUACUGCUGUAGCCCCUUCCGGCAGUGCUACUGUUUCCCCUGCCCCUCCUUUGCCUGGUGACUCUGGCACUGCUAUUCCACCCCCAGCCCCUCCUUUACCAGGAGAGGUUAGCAUACCACCCCCACCUCCUCUUCCUGGGGGUGAUACCAUUCCUUCUCCCCCACCUCCCCCACCUCCCCUUGUCUUAUCUGGGAAGGUUUGCAUCUCCUCAUCCUCUCCUUUGCCUGGGGAUGUUUGUAUCCCCGCACCCCCUCCUUUGCCUGGGGGUGCUGGCAUCCCCCAACCUGCCCCUUUGCCCGGGGGUGCUGCCAUCCCCCCACCUCCCCCUUUGCCUGAGAGUGCUAGCAUCCCCCCACCCCCUCCUUUGCCUGGGGGUGCUAGCAUCCCCCCACCCCCUCCUUUGCCUGGGGGUGCUAGCAUCCCCCCCCCACCCCCUCCUUUGCCUGGGGGUGCUUGCAUCGCCCCACCCCCUCCUCCCUUGCCUGGAGGACCAGGAAUGCCUCCUCCCCCCCCCCCUCUUCCUGGUGGUCCUGGAAUCCCUCCACCCCCUCCAUUUCCUGGAGGCCCUGGCAUUCCUCCACCUCCACCAGGAAUGGGUAUGCCUCCACCUCCCCCUUUUGGAUUUGGAGUUCCUGUGGCCCCAGUUCUGCCAUUUGGAUUAACCCCAAAGAAGCUUUAUAAGCCAGAGGUGCAGCUCCGGAGGCCAAACUGGUCCAAGUUUGUUGCUGAGGACCUUUCCCAGGACUGCUUCUGGACAAAGGUGAAAGAGGACCGCUUUGAGAACAAUGAACUUUUUGCCAAACUUACCCUUACCUUCUCUGCCCAGACCAAGACUUCGAAAGCCAAGAAGGAUCAGGAAGGUGGAGAAGAAAAGAAAUCUGUGCAAAAGAAAAAAGUAAAAGAGUUAAAGGUAUUGGAUUCAAAGACGGCCCAGAAUCUCUCAAUCUUUUUGGGUUCCUUCCGCAUGCCCUAUCAAGAGAUUAAGAAUGUCAUCCUGGAGGUGAAUGAGGCUGUUCUGACAGAGUCUAUGAUCCAGAACCUCAUUAAGCAGAUGCCAGAGCCAGAGCAGUUAAAAACACUUUCCGAACUGAAAGACGAAUACGAUGAUCUGGCUGAGUCAGAGCAGUUUGGUGUGGUGAUGGGCACUGUGCCCCGCCUGCGGCCUCGCCUCAAUGCCAUCCUCUUCAAGCUACAGUUCAGUGAGCAAGUGGAGAAUAUCAAGCCAGAGAUUGUUUCCGUGACUGCCGCAUGUGAGGAGUUGCGAAAGAGCGAGAACUUCUCUAGCCUCCUGGAGCUUACCUUGCUUGUCGGAAACUAUAUGAAUGCCGGCUCCAGGAAUGCUGGUGCUUUUGGCUUCAGUAUCAGCUUUCUCUGUAAGCUCCGAGACACCAAGUCCACAGAUCAGAAGAUGACUUUAUUGCACUUCUUGGCUGAGUUGUGUGAGACUAAAUAUCCUGAUGUCCUCAAGUUUCCAGAUGAGCUUGCCCAUGUGGAGAAAGCCAGCCGAGUUUCUGCUGAAAACAUGCAGAAGAACCUAGAUCAGAUGAAGAAACAAAUUUCUGAUGUGGAACGUGAUGUUCAGAAUUUCCCAGCUGCCAUAGAUGAGAAGGACAAGUUUGUUGAAAAAAUGACUAGCUUUGUGAAGGAUGCGCAGGAGCAGUAUAACAAGCUGCGGAUGAUGCACUCUAACAUGGAGACCCUCUAUAAGGAGCUGGGCGAGUACUUCCUCUUUGACCCCAAGAAGCUGCCUGUGGAAGAAUUCUUCAUGGAUCUGCACAACUUUAAGAAUAUGUUUGUGCAAGCAGUCAAGGAGAACCAGAAACGGCGGGAGACAGAGGAAAAGAUGCGGCGAGCAAAACUAGCCAAGGAGAAGGCAGAGAAGGAGCGGCUGGAGAAGCAGCAGAAGAGAGAGCAACUCAUAGACAUGAAUGCAGAGGGCGAUGAGACAGGUGUGAUGGACAGUCUUCUAGAAGCCUUGCAGUCGGGUGCAGCAUUCCGACGGAAGAGAGGACCCCGUCAAGCCAACAGGAAACCCGGGUGUGCAGUCACAUCUCUGCUAGCUUCGGAGCUGACCAAGGACGAUGCCCUGACUGCUCCUCCUACCAAGGUGCCCAAGAACAGUGAGGGCGUCCCCACAAUCCUUGAGGAAACCAAGGAGUUGGUUGGCCGUGCAAGCUAAAUAAGCUAGGUCCUGUGGCCACGGCAGCUCCUCAGUGGAGCCCCAGACCGUCCUGCCCUGCAGCGUGUGCCUAAAGGGUCGCGGAGAUGUUCCUCUGGGGUGGCCACUCCCACCACCCUGACCCUGUGUUUCUCUCUGGCCUGCUGCUCUCUGUACAUCACACACAGCUUCAGCUGCCUGGAGGCCAGAAGGAAAGGGCAGUGUGGGGGAGGCCUGAGCCCAACCCAGCCAGCCCUGGCUGCUGUCUUACCAAAGCAGGCUCCGUGUUUGCUGCCUUAACCCUAAGUGUCUCCUCUCGGUUACUCUGAGGCCUCAUCUCAGACAAGGCUCCGCCUGCUUUCUCAGCCCCUGCCUCUCCAGUGGGCUUCCCCCUCAGUCAAUCUUGCUGGAUUUGUGCUUCUCCUUUGUGGUUUCUCUGGCCCUGAGAACAGCAUGGGGCUUAUGAACCUCUGGGCUACAUCCCUCCUUUCACUGCUGUCACCUCUGCUCUGCUCUUUCCUCUCCUGGCUGUUGUUAUUUAUUACUAGUGGUGUGGCACUGGGAGUUGCUUCUAAGGAAGUGGGGAGCAAAUCCCACCCACCCUCACCCCACCUUCCUGGGAAAGGCCUCCCCAAACAAAAAGGACCUGGACCACUUUAUCCGUUCCACAGUGGCCUAGGCCAGAGCCUGUGGGCGGGCGGGCAGAGCAUAGAGACAUCAUGGGACCCGGCCCCAGCCUGCUGCCAUGCUUUAUGCCCUUGCCUCUCUGGACCCUCUGCACCAGCCCCAGGCUUCUGAGCCACGGUCCCUCCUCACGCCCUCCCCACGCCCUCCCCAGAGCUUUGGUGCAUCUUAUCUGGACUAUGGGCUGUAUGGUGACCAUCUCAACACCUCACCCUCUGUCUCCAAGGAAAUGGGAGGUGGAGCCUCCUGGCUGAGAAAUUGUUUUGCAAAUGGAUCUAUUUUUGUAUGAGAUUUUUUUUUUUUUUAAAG